CUUGCCAUGUGCACACAACUUUCAUUUUUUUGUUACGUGCACUCUUUAAAUUCAACUCUCUUUGUUAGACUCUUUUAAAUUCUUGGGCUGAAUAUUUUCUCUACUUGAAACAUGGCCUUCUCUUCUUGUCUUUGCCACUUUUCAAUUCCACACAAGCUGCAGAGGAACCAAACUGCCCCUUUUGGUCAUGGAUCAAAUAGCUCUGUUCUUUCAAGGCAACAAUAUUUUCUUGAAGGAUCAAGAGUCAUUACAAGUCCAAAUCUUCCAAAAACUCUUUUGCAAAGAAGGAGCUCAAGGGUGUCUGCUUCAUGGUUAGCAAGUUGUGAAGUUGUUAAAAGUGUAUUCCCAUUGGGAACAAUUGCAGUUCUUCCCUUUUAUGUCUUUAUGGUUGUGGCACCUAAAGCAAAACUUACCCAAAAAAUGAUGGAAAGCAACAUUCCUUAUAUUGUGUUUGGACUUUUGUAUUCAUAUCUCUUAUACCUUUCUUGGACACCAGAUACAUUACAACUAUUAUUUCCUUCUAAUACAUCUUGGAUUCCAGAGUUGGCUGGUAUAGCUAAGAUGUUUUCCAGGGAGAUUACAUUAGCAUCUGCAUGGAUUCACCUCUUGAUUAUAGAUCUUUUUGCUGCUAGGCAAGUUUAUCAUGAUGGAUUGCAGAAUGAUAUAGAAACACGACAUUCUAUUCCAAUGAUAUUAUUGUGUUGUCCCAUUGGACUUGUUACUCAUCUUGUCACCAAAAAGCUCUAUUCAUUAAGGGAGAGUUACCUUGUACUUGUUAUUAUUGGGAGGUGGCAAAUAUUCCAUGGAAUUAGUUAAGGUGCGCAACAACUAAUCCAAUGAGAGAUAACAUAUAUCCCAUGAAAUUAGUCGAGGUAUGCAGAAACUAGCCCAGAUUCACCACAGGUAGGGUUUGAGAGCAGUGUGAUGGGUGACUAUCCACGGUUCGAAAAACACUUUUAGUAGGAAGCGACUCUUCCAACGGCAAAAUCACCAUUGACUCUAUUUAUUAUUAUGGUAUAUCAGUGUAUCAAAAUGUCAAUAUAAAAUCUUAUUUUUAUUUCAUACGUCCUCCUAUGAGAUUCACGAUAAUCCAAAAAAGGAUUUUAAUAAAAAAAUAAAAAUAGAAAGAGAUAUAUAUUGCCAACUCAUUUAAUAAAGUAAUGAUAGGAUUGAGAUAAAUAUAAGUCCUACAAAUAUGGAAUGAAAGUAAUAGGCAUUGUAUAUAAAUAAGGAGUUCUUUUUUAUUGUUAAAAGGAAAUUAGGCAUUUGCCAUAAUUGUAGGAAGAUAGAAAAAUACUAAUUAGUUGUUUGUUUAUCAAAAGUGUAUAAUGGGGCUUUGCCGUUCCCUUGAUGCUGACUGAAAUUGGGUUACAGCCACAUUUUAUCCGAUGGGUUCACUUAUUUGCCCCAAACCUCGUCGGCUUGGGAAUAUCAAUACCCAUUCUAACUGCCAACCUUUAAG
This is a messenger RNA of Solanum pennellii, 1462 nucleotides long. Its product is annotated as protein ABA DEFICIENT 4, chloroplastic-like. The record is from RefSeq and is a predicted model, not a curated record. The transcript has 7 exons. Lineage: Eukaryota; Viridiplantae; Streptophyta; Magnoliopsida; Solanales; Solanaceae. Bases 112 to 816 code for a protein of 234 amino acids.